Messenger RNA from Lasiosphaeria miniovina, 447 nucleotides. RefSeq lists its product as uncharacterized. The record is from RefSeq and is a predicted model, not a curated record. The transcript is spliced from 2 exons. The annotation marks the transcript as partial. NCBI's taxonomy places the organism in Eukaryota, Fungi, Ascomycota, Sordariomycetes, Sordariales, Lasiosphaeriaceae.
AUGACCCGGCUUCCGCUUUUCGUAUUCCUCGUGGCCUGGCUAGCCUCGCUGGUGAUAGCAUCGGCCCCGACAUUCUGCAAAUGCACCUGCUUCAAGGAGUCCAAGAUCAUCGCGCUGGGGCCGCAAAAGGACCACCCGCAACCACCACCACCACCACCCACCGACGAAACCCCACCGACAGAAGACACCGCUCCCAUAACAACCGACGCAAACUCAUCAUCAUCAUCGUCCGGCCUGCUAUCAACACGCGCCGCGUCGUCCUCGUGCACGCAGUGCAACCGCGCGUUCUGCAUCGCGUACCAGCUGCCGAUCUGCAGGGACGCCGAGGAAAAGGACGUGGUGACGAGCUGCUUCCAGCGCGACAGCCGCAAGGACCAGAUCAUCGUGUGGGGGUUCAUCCUGGGCACGGCGGGCUUGCUGGGCUGGGCGGGCCUGCGGCGCGUGCUG